Molecule: messenger RNA, 965 nt
Organism: Aspergillus versicolor CBS 583.65
Lineage: Eukaryota; Fungi; Ascomycota; Eurotiomycetes; Eurotiales; Aspergillaceae
Exons: 1
Coding region: 15-734 (239 amino acids)
Source: RefSeq, a predicted model, not a curated record
CCUGAACCUCCACCAUGCAUAUCCUAACAUCCCUCCUAGCCCUGGCCCUAACCAGCCUCCAGCUACAGCUUGUAAAAGCCGAUGGAUCAGCCCGGGUAACCCAAGCCCCGGAAAUCCCCAAGCUAUUCCGCCGCCAGGAAUACACCUGCCCUACAGGCGACUACACCACAUGCGCCGACGGGUUCGGGUGCUGCGAGCGCGGCGCCCCCUGCACCACCAUCCGCGGCGAGGUCGCCUGCGACACGGGCGAAUGCACGGGUCUUCCUUGCGGGAACGCGGGACUCUGCUGCGACGCGGCUUGUACCUCGUCGCGCGGCACAGCUAUCUGUGUCUAUGGCGGGAGUACCACGGGUGAUACUCAUCCAACUACCUCUACCUCUACGAGCUUUGAUGAUUGGGGUUCUACCACGGCUAUACCGAGUCCGACUAAAUCGGAUACGGAUUCUGGUGAGGGGCCUAUUACAUCUACGUCGACUACGGGUGAGACGAGCGAGGGUCCGACGCCUACUGCGACUUCGUCUGGGGGUGAUGAUGGUGGCAGUGAUAGCAGAGUGACAGCUACGGUGACGAUUACUAUUUCGCCUGAUGGAGAGCCUUUCCCUACCUCUUCGAGUGACGGUGCUGGGGUCCGGAGUGGUGAUAGCGGGGAUGGUGGUGCAGGGAUGGUUUCGCCCCGGGGAGCGUUUGUUGUCUUAGGGCUGGUGUUUGUUGGUGGGUUGUUUCUGGCUCGAUAGUGGUGUAUACGGGAUGGAUAUGGUUGUAUUGCUAUGGCAUGUAUGUAAUAAAUGUAUAUUAUUAUGAUAUUAUACAUUAGGACUGUUAGGUUGCUGUUCUCUUGGAUACAUGGUUUGUAUUCAGCUUGUCCUUAUGAACUAAGGAUUUGAAUUACUGUAGACUGAGGAUUCACUUAAUUCAACCAUACAAGCAAACUCACUAAAAAAUUGAUAUUGUUUGCAUUUCGCAAU